This is a messenger RNA of Oppiella nova, 398 nucleotides long. The record is from the annotation of a GenBank genome assembly. Lineage: Eukaryota; Metazoa; Arthropoda; Arachnida; Sarcoptiformes; Oppiidae.
UUGAGAUGAGAGUGAAUGUAAAGGUGAUAUUAGGAGUGGUGGUGGUGUUGGCAAUUGUCACCCUGGGCAUUGAGCCUAGAAAUAAUGGUUUCUAUUGCAACGACCAGUCCAUUAGACACCCAUUCCUCGCAUUGCAAAUACCUUUAAGUCAACUGAUGGUCACUUGUUUCACACUUCCUAUUGUUAUAGUCGUUGUCAUUGAAAAUAUGAUCAAAACUAUGCCUCAAUCGGCCGUCAAAUCGAUUAUAUACCACAAUAUAAUUGCAUUCAUUUUCGGACUAAUAAUCAAUUUUCUGGUCGUAAUGUUAGCCAAGAAUAUGUUCGGACGACUCAGACCUCAUACCAUCAGCUUCUGUAAUGCCAACCAUUACUGCUCUGAAGGUAACCAUAACUCCAAU